UGUGAGUGUGGGAGUGACUCAGUGAGUUCUACUCGGUUCAGUCGGGCCGACUGUUUGGCGCGCUGAGGUUGUAUGAUUGCGUUUCGUUCGCGCUCCGACCCACGUGUGUCAUACUAAUUGCCUCGUGAUAAGUGUAGACUUUUGACUGUCGAUAACAUUGUAUCGAUGUAAGAUCGAUUUUUUCAUUCGUCAAUUGAACCUUGAUUAUUGACCGUCAGCAACAUUGAGUGGACAGUGUUUAGUGAUUUGGUGACUUUGAGCGAAUUGUUUUUAUCUGACAAACUGAGGAAUAUUACAGCAGCUGAAGACUGCCUUUGGAAAUACCUGAAAGGCUAGUGCGAUGUUACGGUGGGCGGAGGCGCUGCCGGUGUGAUGCUGGCCCCGCUGUCGCGCCGCGAUCUGGACGCAGAGGCGCCGGUCGUCUGGCCAGCCUGGUGCUAUUCAGGUGAAGGCGGCGGCGGCGGUGGCGGAACGCGGAGAUGCGCGCGCGACGCGGCCUCCCCCGCGCACGCGCACACGCCCGCCCCCACGCCGCCCGCCAACCCCGCGCACCCACACGUGCCGCCCGCCAACCCCACGCUGCCCACGCUACCCACACUGCCCACGCAGCAUAUGCAUAUGCAGCACGUGCAAGGCACGUACCACACGCAGCCACACGUCAAGAGCGAACGUCUCAGCCCUCACGAUUCUACUGCUUCAAGGUCCCGUAGCGUGACGCCGUCGACGUCGUCGUACCCGGGCACGCCGCCGGAGCGCGGCAGCCCGCACGCGGCGCCGCAGGCCGCCCCGCACGCCGCGCACCCCGCGCACCCCGCGCACCCGCCCCGCAACUACUCCGACAUCAUGCGCUCGCUCGCCGCGCGAUACAACACGCAUCCCGCCAAUGAUUAUUUUCAUCGGAUGAAUGGCUUCGGCGUUGAAGCGCGAGCGGCGCCACCAUCUCCAGUACAGUCGGAUACAAGCGAAGUCCCUCUCGGCGGCCUCUUUGACAAGCUAACCACACAGCAAGGAGGGCCACUGAGACUGCCUGCAUUCCCUCCCAUGCUGGAUAUGAGCUCAACUAAGACGCUGUUGGCGAUAUCGCGGGUUGGUCGCAGCGGGCGGUCACGGCGCAAGCGGCUGGUGGGUAACUCCGCAGAGCACUCCCCACUGGACCUGUCCGCUGCUAGCGAAAGCGCCGCUAAACGCGCCCGCCUCUCCGCCAGUCCCAGCACACGAAGCGACAGUGAUGACCGCGACAGGGUGUCUAACGAAGAUCGUAGUGACUGCUUGUGUGCGGAGGCACGCGCGCGGUUAACCGGCUGGUCGGUGGACGACGUACACGAGUUUGUCAGCUCUAUAGACAUAUGUGCGGAGUACGCCUCGAAUUUCCGUGAGCAAAGAAUCGACGGUGCAGGCCUGCCUCUCUUAACCGAGGAGCAUUUAACGGGCAUGCUUCAGAUGAAGUUAGGACCGGCGCUGAAGUUACGAGCAGUGGUGGCGCGGAGACUGGAGGCGUGUGCCAGUUGCCAGCCAGCGUCUGCCAGCACCACCGCCACGGUCACACCUGCCACGACACCAAACACCACGCCGAGGCUCAAUGGAGCCGCACUAAAGCCUGAACCGAGGAGUAAUUCAACGAGCCCCAGCUAGAAACUAUAAGCUAGAUUUCGUAACAGUUUCAAACCGCUUACAAGCCCGCGCAAAAUGAGGAAUGUAGGCGAUGCAUUUACGAAGUUGUUACAGUAUUUAAUUGCAACACGACUGUUUCUCACAGCCCUUUUAUUUUUAAAAUCACUGACACAUCACAUUAGCUUAGUUUUUAAUACAGACUGUGUAGAGGUUAUGAAUUAACAUCUGGUAAUACGCGGUAAUUUUUUAAUACAGAAACUAUGUAGAUACUGUUUUAUAUUUUAAAAUAAUGUUUUUAAUUUUUAAUCAACUCGUAAUUUCUGUAAUAUUAUAUUACGGCAGAAUAAUAUCCUACCAAAAUCUACCUUUUUGGUAAUAAAAGUUACUAUUUUAAUGUUUUAAUCCAGUGAAGUUAUAUGACUAGGAAAUAUGGCAAGGUUUUUAUAACGCCUUAUUGAAACUAUAUAUUUAGUCAUCGAAUCCAGAUUUGAUAGUCUUCCAGUUUUGUAAGUAGAUUUUGCAUUUAGAUACAACUUAAACUUAGUAAUAACUUGAUAUUUUAGUAUUGUAAAUACCUACAUUUGUUACGUGUUGCCGUCCAAAUAAUUACAUAGCAUUUUGGAAUAUCUUGUAUGUUUUCAUCUCAAACGUGUGUUAAAAAAUAAUCGAUAAUUUUUUUAAAAAAGAUGUGGCUAACGUCAUGCAAAGAGCUUAUAAACAUACGAACAUUUCGUAUUUUUUUCAUUUUGUAAUAACAUAUUCUUCGGUGCUAAAUGACCCUGGUAGAUAUAAUUAACUAUUACUAUGUAGAAUAAUUGUACAUAAAAGCCUUAUUGUAUAAAAAAUAAUAUUUUUGAGGCUACCUACAAGUAUACAGGGUCACAAAGAUACAAUCUGUAUAUAAUAUAAAUAAUAUUGUUAGAUUGUUUGUAUAAUUUUGUCGCAUACAUAAAUAGCAUUUAUUUAUAUCACACCUGAAGAAAGCUCAGUAUAUAAUGUACCGAAUAACUUGAGUAGCGAUGUAUUUAGUUUUUAAUUGUAAAAACUGACUUCAAUGCAUAAUAACUUCUAAUAACCUUACUAUCAGAAUAUUGUU
Molecule: messenger RNA, 2707 nt
Organism: Papilio polytes (common Mormon)
Lineage: Eukaryota; Metazoa; Arthropoda; Insecta; Lepidoptera; Papilionidae
Gene: Samuel
Exons: 8
Coding region: 373-1632 (419 amino acids)
Cellular component (GO): PRC1 complex
Molecular function (GO): protein binding
Source: RefSeq, a predicted model, not a curated record